Molecule: messenger RNA, 991 nt
Organism: Hippocampus comes (tiger tail seahorse)
Lineage: Eukaryota; Metazoa; Chordata; Actinopteri; Syngnathiformes; Syngnathidae
Gene: stmn1a
Product: stathmin 1a
Exons: 5
Coding region: 137-595 (152 amino acids)
Biological process (GO): microtubule depolymerization; neuron projection development; regulation of microtubule polymerization or depolymerization
Cellular component (GO): cytoplasm; neuron projection
Molecular function (GO): tubulin binding
Source: RefSeq, a predicted model, not a curated record
GUAACAUUCAGUUUUUUUGUGCGCGCUGCCAGAGCCAGACUAGUGCGAUAUAGUUCAGUCAAAGCAACACCUGGUACAAACCGUAUUUGUCACAGUGUACGGGACAUAUUUGUAAAUCAACAAGCAGCAUUUUAAGAUGGCAGCCUCCGAAGAUAUUCAGGUCAAGGAACUUGACAAGCGGGCCUCUGGCCAAGCCUUUGAGGUCAUUCUUGGUGAUCCGACCCCGGACAGUAAGGGUGACUUCCCCUUGGCCCCUCCAAAGAAAAAGGAUGUCUCAUUGGAGGAAAUUCAGAGGAAGCUGGAUGCUGCAGAAGAAAGACGCAAGAACCAUGAAGCUGAGGUUUUGAAGCAUUUAGCAGAAAAACGCGAGCAUGAAAAAGAAGUGCUGCAGAAAGCUAUGGAAGAGAACAACAAUUUCAGCAAGAUGGCUGAGGAGAAACUCAACCAAAAAAUGGAAGCCAACAAAGGGAAACGUACAGCAAUUAUGGCGGCGAUGAAUGAAAAAUUCAAGGAGAAAGAUAAAAAAUUGGAGGAGGUGCGAAAAAAUAAAGAAACCAAUCAAACCAACGCAGAUGAAGAAACUUCAGAAGACUGAAUUACAUCAGAAGACUGAAUUACAUAAUGUGAAUGCAAUGUCAUUUUUGUACUUUACUAUUCUUUGUCGACUUUUUUUAGUUGUGGUUGUUAAUGUUAACCAGUAUACCCGUGUUAAUUUCCCACUAGAAGUAAGAAAAUAUUUGUUUUUAUUUUAUUUAAUUUACAUUUAUUUUUUAAUUCUUAACCCAGAAACGUUUUUGUGCUUAUUUUGUGUGGCUAGCAACCUCAACACCGUUAGUUGUGAAAUGUAUCCGGAUCAUCCCAAAAUUGGAGGAUAUUUUACAUCCCACCCAUCAACUUUUAAAUAAUCCACAUACACAAUGCAAAAUAAAGCAGUUUAAGUACAUGAGUAAAUUUACUUGUGCGGAGACCAAAUCUAAAAUAAAUAAAUAAA